Oppiella nova is the source of this 591-nucleotide messenger RNA. NCBI's taxonomy places the organism in Eukaryota, Metazoa, Arthropoda, Arachnida, Sarcoptiformes, Oppiidae. The record is from the annotation of a GenBank genome assembly.
AUGAUGUCAUGUCUUAUGUUGUCGUUUCUGAAGUGGAAUCAAGUGUUGCACUCGUUUUACAUCGGAAUCACUCCUAAGAAGCACAGGAAACAUAUGAGAACUCAUUACAACUGCUUUGUGGCCACCGAUGCCGUCGAUUGGAUCUUAAAUUAUCUUCAAUUCAGUCCACACUUUACCGGACAACAGAUCUCGAGAUUCCAAGCCAUAAACCUAUUGCGGAAAUAUCUGGAGACGGAUGUCAUCGAGAGAGUGGACGCGAGGAAAGCGGGCCAACAGUUUCAGGACAACAAAGAGUUGUAUCGAUUUACCAACACUUUGGAGCAAUUCCUCUUCAAUGCCGUCAAUCAACUCAUUUUGUCGACCUAUUUGUCUGAAAGCAAUCUCCGACUCAUACCACUCCUCAACCUCUACUUCUUGAUCGGAAGAAUCACUUAUUGGAUCGGUUACCAAAUCGCCCCCAAAUACCGCACCUUCGGCUUCACUGUCACCUUCUGGCCAUCGGUGGCGGUGUUCACUCUGAACGCCUACUUCCUGUUGACCACAAACAACAAUUACCUCUUCGAUGGCGGCAAACCCUUUGGACGCAUCUGA